CCUAGUUGGGGGCUCCCUGCCCGCCUUCCGGUAGCCGCGCCUUGCCCCAGGCCAGGAAUGGUUUUAGGGAAGACUUGCCCGAUGACAAGGCUGUCACUAUUGUUCUACACUAUCUGACAUGAUGGGACCAGGCCAGCCAGCUUCAGCCUGUAUUCAUCUAGCAUCUAGUACCCAGCUAGAUGGGAGUAGUGACCCCAGGAAACUUCAGACCCAGAACCAGCUGCAGUUUAAUAGGAAUGUUCCUACACAUUCAAGCAACUUGGCAAUCCGAUAUUCUUGCCCACAUGGAAUUAGAAUUGAAAAACUGAAGCACUCAUACAAUGAAUCAUACCAUUGUAAAGAUUCAGAUUUUAGAGUCGGUCCUGACCUAAGCAGUUCUGUUUCAUUUUCUGUCAUAUCAGAAGAGAGACUUAGCUAUGCGGUCCACCUAGCCAAGAGAGAUGUGAAACGAAGACAAUUUGAAGACCACAUAAAAGAACAUCAUCUCAGAAGUCAGCCCCAAAGCACUCAGAACUAUGGACAUACUAAGCAUAAAACUUCUGACCAUAGGGUGGAAAGGAGGGAAUCAGAGAGUCAAGAAGUCUGUCAGUGCAGCCACCAUCCAUCCAAAGUAGACAUUUCCAGCUCAGGUGCCAAGGUAUACCUAUACACAUCUCAUCCGGGACAGUCAGAUCUUACUGUGCCAAAUUUACCACCCACCCGUGAUUCAGGACUUCAGCCACGGCCCAGGAUAGGUAACCGCAAAAACUUAUGUGAACAUAAAAGCCUGCUGGAAGUUCAGCGACUUCAGAAAGAAUUGAGCAGUUGUAUCCACAAAAUUGAAGAGGUAACUAAAAAAGAUAGACUAGAAGAAGCUUUGGAUCCAGAUGAAGAACGGCGAAUCCGUAUCAGGAGACAGGAGCAAGGUGUUCGUUGUGCCCGAAUGUUCUACGAUCUCCAGCAGCAGGUAAAAGAAAUCCAGGAAGAAUUGGAUAAAUUGAGUCCACAUAAAAUUAAACACACUAAAAAGUCAUGGGCAAUGUCUAGGCUGGCGACUGCCCAUCGAGGAGCCAUUAGGGCCUUACAGAUGUUUGUCACUCAGUUUACUGACCGAGGGGAGCACCCAGUUCCUGCUCGGUGUAGAGAACUGGGCAGUCUUAUUCGCCAGCUUUCACUUUGUUCUGCCAAGCUGGAUGCCGAUCCUUCUGUCCCUGAUGUGGUUAUAGAUAUCCUGCAACAAAUUGAGGCUUUGGAAUGUCUCCUGGAAAAGAAACUGUCACCAAAAAAGGUGAAGAAAUGUUUCAGUGAAAUUCAGAGCAGAUUUCCUAUUGGUAGUCAAAGGACCUUAGAGAGAUGGCCAAAUACAUCGCCAAAGAAUGAGAGAAGACCCUUCGUAGCAAAGGAGACAUUUCCACAGGAAACAGGUCGAUCUUCAGUGGUGAAGAAACUUCUUGCUGAUAAGUAUCAGCCUGAUAAAGAGCUUCCAGUGGCCCAGAGGUUGGAGAGUGAGCUUGAUGUAUUAGAUACGGAUAUCCUUCUGGAAGAAGCCCCAUUUGUUCUAGACCAAAGUGCAAGCUUCAAAGACGAGGCAUUAGCCCUGGCAAAAACAAGAGCAAUGAAAAAGAAGCCUGUAACUGAGAACAUGCCAUUUAGAAGGAAAGAUACUCUUGUGCCAGCAAGACUACAGCAAGGACUCCACAAAGCUGAAAGAAGUAGACCAAACCACCCUCAUAGCAAAAACAGGUUGCAACAGAGAACCGUCUCAUCCAGAUUAAAAAUGAACCAACAGCCUGUGAAAGACCACAGGGCUCCUUGGAUACCUCCAAAUCCCACAUCUCCACCAGCAUCUCCUAAAUGUGCUGCAUGGCUGAAGGUGAAAUCUAGCCCCAGAGAUGCUACAAAAGAAGUCUCUCUCCAGCAAGAAGAUACUCAAGAGGAAGGUCAAUUGAGAAGUGCUGCUGAGCAUGAAGCAGCCAGGCUUGCUUGGCUUGAUGUUGAAACUUCCAAAAGAUUAAAGGAACUAGGAGAAUUAAAAGCAGAAGAAAUGGACAAAAUGCAAAAACACAGGCUUGACUGGCUUGAUGCUGAAACUUCUAGAAGAACAAAGGAAUUGAAUGAACUCAAAAGUGAAGAAAUGGACAGAGUCCAAAAAUUGAGUGUUUCUGCCACUCGGUUAGCAGACAAGGUAGAGGAGGCAGUUCUGGAGCGUUUGAAACCUCUUCUGGUCAAAGCCCAGAGAGUCAAUUCUUCUGUGGAAGCAAAUACUCAUUUGAAGGAUUGUCCAUCAGUAAACACAGCAACAGCCCAGUCUGCAGAGGAGGCUACAGCUGUUGAUUCUGAAUCCAACAACAUUCGUCAGCUGGAUGAUUUUUUGGAAGAUACUGCUCAUGAGCUCUGGGCUGUGACUCAUGCUAAGAUCUUGGGGUCUGAAACCUUAGCCGCCUUGGAGGAUAGUAAGGACAGCCCAAACCUGGGGAUCAUGAUGCUCCGAAUGGAAGAAAUGGAAAAAUACCAGGAGACAGUUCGCCAAAGGUACAAUAAAAUUGAAUAUACCGAUCCUCAUUUUUGGAUGCAGGAAGAAAAAAAUGAACAAAAAAUUCCAGCAGUAAGUGAAAGGCCUCUGCCUCCUCAUCCAAUCAGGAUCACAAAGACAGCAGCUCGCAAGGAUCCAGCCGUGACCAUCAUGUUAGAAAAGCCCUGCAAUGGCAAUUCCCUGGAUGAAAGUGUGGUAACUGAGGAGAGAUUGGAGAAAAGAGAAGCUGUCCUUCCCUCCUUUGCAGGAGAUUCUCAACAGAAAGAAGGCCGAGCUCCCCUCUUUGUCCCACCAGGUAUGCGGCACAGCAUUGGUGACUACUGCAGUCGUUUUGAGCAGUACCUCCGGAUGAUAUCUCAUGAGGCCAUAGGCUCCUUCAACCCCUGGCUGAUAGCUGAAAGCUUUUCUGAAGAGCUGAUAGAUGACGCUCUGGGGGACGUGGCUGCUGAACUCCAGGAUGUGUGUGAAGAUUAUGCAGAAGCUGUGUUCACCUCAGAAUUCUUAGAGGCUGCUACGUAAAGGCUCUCCAAGGCCGCUCGUGUCACACUGGAGAAGGGACGGCGCCGCCCUUUGUUUUAGCCCACAGGAAAUCUUUAUCCUCAGCUGUCCAUCCAGGCCCAGAAGGUGCUGCCCAAUGAAGGAAGGAAGAAGUGCCAGUGGGGUCAUCCUCACUUUGCAUUUUCUCAGAGCAGUGGUUCUGGAAGUUUAUGAUGGGAUAUGUUACGUUUCUCGGUGCCCUGGAAAUGUGAAUUGAUUAUGACAAUAUAAUAUUUUCGGAAUGUAUAAUUUUCCUAUUGAAAUAUUAUUAUGUUCUUUCCUCUAGCUCACUUUGGUGAUCAAAAUGUUUUGAAAGGUAAUAGAUAAGUAUAUUUCACAGAGAUUCAAGUUGCUUUUGAACUCUGGGAGGCAUCGAUGCCAACACAAGUGUUGUUACUCUCUGGUCCCAUCACCUGACCCAGGUUUCCCAUCUGUGGCAGUUUCCUGUCAGGAUGCCUGUCCCUGCUAGGUUAUAGACUCAGGCAGAGCACAGUUUGGUUAUGCUGCCAAACCUCUGCUCUACUGCAGCUUAGUAAAAAGAGGAACCCCCCAGUUGUCAACACACUAUAAUAAACACACAUUUCUUUAAUGUUCAAUUCCCAGGUGAUUUUUCACAUUUUUGGUUCCUCAGAGUCUUUUAUUGCUGUGUGUUGACACAUUCCAUUAUAAAAAACUUUCUCUGAUUUCAGAGGAAGUUUGAGGACAUCAGGAGAGGACCAGGCAUUCUCCUGAGCCUGGUUAAAGGUACAGAGCUCACUCUCUCUCUGAUGGGGUCAGGAGUUUCUACAUUUCCAUACCACAAAGGAGCCCUGUGUGGGAGCAGAGAACAGAUCUGGAUGGCUUCCCCAGAGACAGGGAGAAAUUGAAUAGCUUGGUCCUUGAACAUCUUAUAAGUCAUGUUUUGCCAAGAGAGCAGUCUCUGUGUUUUCAGAAACUCUGAAUUCAGAAAAAGAAAAGAGAUGUGCAUAAAAAUAAAACUACAGCCUGGCAAAAGUUUCCUUCAGUUUUUUGCCUGAGGCUUGGUGGAAGAAAUGUGAAGAGACAAUGACAUGAGACGUGUCCUAGGGAAUAAUGUGAGUCUUUUUAUAACGUGUGUGGUCUUGUCAUCUGGGAUUUUUCUCCAAAGUACAAGUAUUUCAGGUGAUAAUUUAAAUUGCUAGAUCACACUUAUUUGUGCAAAAUUGUGUGAAAGUUUUUUUAAUGUUAAUGUUUUCCUGCUUAAUUUUAUAUAACUUCAGAAUUUAAAGAGCUUCAAGGGAAAUUACAGGUCUUUAAUCUGAGGAGUUAAAUAUGUACACUUGAAUUGACAGGAGCACCUGUUGUUGAUAGUGUAAUUUGUGUGGCAGUUUUU
Cynocephalus volans (Philippine flying lemur) is the source of this 4400-nucleotide messenger RNA. RefSeq names its product KIAA0753 ortholog. Lineage: Eukaryota; Metazoa; Chordata; Mammalia; Dermoptera; Cynocephalidae. The record is from RefSeq and is a predicted model, not a curated record. The coding region runs from base 119 to 3031 and encodes 970 amino acids. The transcript is spliced from 19 exons. Gene Ontology annotation, biological process: protein localization to centrosome; centriole replication. Gene Ontology annotation, cellular component: centriolar satellite.